AUGUUAGGGAGCAUCGAUUGCAUGCAUUGGCAGUGGAGGAACUGCCCAGUGGCUCAUGCUGGUCAAUUCACAAGGGGAGACAUCAAGCACCCUACCAUAAUCUUAGAAACUGUUGCGUCGUAUGACCGUUGGAUCUGGCAUGCCUUUUUUGGAGUGGCCGGGUCCAACAACGACAUCAAUGUACUCAACCAGUCGCCGUUGUUCACUGAUGUGCUUAGGGGAGAAGCACCCGUAGUGAACUUCACGGUGAAUGGACACGAGUACAACUAUGGUUACUACCUUGUCGACGACAUCUACCCCUCCUGGCCGGUGUUCAUGAAAGGUGUUACUCUUCCACAAAGUGAAAAGCAGCGAGUGUUCACUGCUGCUCAAUUAGCUUGGCGCAAAGAUGUCGAGUGUGCCUUUGGAGUGCUGAAGGCUAGGUUCAACAUUCUAGCAGUUCCGGGACGCUCCUACUCGAAGCGUACUCUUGGGUUGAUCAUGCGUGCAUGUGUCAUUCUGCACAACACGAUCAUCGAUGAUGAGCGUGGUACAAAUUUGGAGAACAACUAUGAGACAGUUGAGUCCAAUGUCGGCUCUGCAAUACACCACCAUGCACCACCAAGCCUAGCAGCCAGGAUUCAGAUGGACAACGAAAUGAGGGACUCACCGAUGUAUACACAACUCCAGCAUGAUUUGAUUGAGCAUGUGUGGGCUAAUGCCUAG
Molecule: messenger RNA, 705 nt
Organism: Lolium perenne
Lineage: Eukaryota; Viridiplantae; Streptophyta; Magnoliopsida; Poales; Poaceae
Source: RefSeq, a predicted model, not a curated record